UGCGUUUGUUUCAGUUUGUUUGACAUUUGUUUUAUGCAUUGGAAAUGGGAAAUCUUGACUUCUACUUUCUACAGAAACAGAAUUUCUGGGAGAUUAAGUGCAUAGUAUCAGAAUUCAAAAAAUUACAUGAAUAAGUGUUCCAGUUAAACUAAACAAUUAAAAAGAUGCUUGCGUAUUUUCAUUUUAAUAACAUAGUUACCAGCAGAAGUGGGGGCCUAAAAACACUGCUUUGAUUGUGAAUAGAGGAGUUUGGUUCCUUUUAAUUGUUGAACUUACACCAAUAUGGCAUUAAUAAAGAAUAGCGGGCCCAUAAUAGAUCCUGCGCUAUGCAGAUGCUGCAGGGCUAUAAAGAAGUGCAGGUUACUCACAGCCGAAUACACUUGGAUGGAGAAGAAAGAGGUGUAUGCUGAUAUGAUAAUGGAUUGCUUUGGUAUACUUCUGUCACACGUGGACGACGAGGCGCGCGACAGCGGCGUGUGCGCGACGUGCGUGGUGCGGCUGCGCGACGCGUGCGCCUUCCGCCACCAGGUGCUGCAGUGCGAGGACCUGUUCCUGAGCGCCAAGCUGGAGGACAAAGACGAAACAAAAAAGAUGGCAGAGAUAGAACUGAAGACGGAGCCGAAGGAUGACGUCAGUGAGCACAACUCAACAGGACACGACGAGAACUGCGAUAUGGCGGCUGUACAGUUUAUCCCACCUACACCUAAAGAAGUCAAACCAAAAGAAGAAGAAGAGAAACCAGAAGUACCAGCGCCUAAAGACAUUCCUGUUGAAAUAGAAAUAGACCACGAGGAUAUGGAUGACGCAGACUACCUCGACAAUGGCUUGAACGACUACUCCUCUUCAGACUCCGACAAACCCAUCAAAAGGAAGCUCAAGACUAAGAAGACCAAAAGCAAGCCGGGGACCAAGAAGAAGCUUGCCAAGAAGAAAGGAACCAAGCUUAAGAAGAAGAGUAAAGAUAAAGAAUCAUCGAUGGAUGAAGAGCUAAAAUUAAAGAAACCACCCAUUGAAAAGAAAAACACAUACGACAGAGACCUAGACUGCAUGUCCGAAGAGAAUCUCCUCACUAUCAUACAAUAUUCCUUUGUGUGUCCGUUCAAGAACAGAAGGAACAACUAUUAUUGCUUUUACUGUAAGGACUACUACCCAAAACCCGAGGACUUGAGAGAGCACACCUUAUCACACGACACCAAGCCGUUCCAACUUCUAAUGGGAUACAAGAAGAUGCCCAAACUUGAUAUAACGAGGAUAGACUGUCGUUUAUGCCCGUUAAAGAUCAACGACUUGGAACUAUUCAAACAUCACAUAGACCAAGUUCACAAGAAGAAAAUAUACUUCGAAGCACCGGACAAGAUGCUUCUAUACCGAUUGACGUGGAACGACUUAGUCUGUGUCAUGUGCAACGGUGUAUACGAAGACUUUAACACACUGAACACACAUAUGGUCGAACACUUCAGUAACUACACGUGUGACAUAUGUGGUUUGUGUUUUCUGGAGAAACCGAGGUUGGACGCCCAUUUGAAACGGCAUAAAGACGAUGAGAGACACACGUGUGAAGUUUGCGGAAAAGUGUUCAAGUCUAACCAUUAUAAGGACAUGCAUGUGGACAUAGUGCAUAAAAAGAAAGCCAUAAUCCGUUGUCCGAGGUGUGAUGAGUGUUUCAUGUCGUACGCUUUGAAAAACAAACAUUUGACUGAAGCGCACGGCCAGAAGCGUACUUACCCGUGUAAUUUGUGUGAUAAAGUGUAUAACAGACAGAAAACAUUGACCGAACAUCAGAGACGGAACCACCAGAAGGUUUUAAAGCAUCAGUGCGAGUACUGCGAUCAGAGGUUUUAUUUACCGUCUCGUUUGAAAGAGCAUAUAGCGACUCAUACUGGAGAAAGAAACUUUAGGUGUGAACAUUGUGAUAAGAGCUAUCCGAGACUGAAAUCCCUACAGUACCACAUACGGACACACACAAAUGACAGAAGAUACCGAUGCCACAUAUGUGGGCAGGCGUUCAUUCAGAAUGCAAGUUUGAAAUCACAUAUAAAAAGCCAUCACCCCGAGUGUGAUAUUGAAGGAUGCUAUUUUUAAUGUUUGUAGUUAAAUUGUAUAACCAAUAGAAGACGUAAAUCGACAAAAAAUAUGACACAUUUGUAGAGAGAGAAAAGUAUGUAACAGUAUAUGACGUAUUUGAAGAGACAAAGUAUGAACAGUAUGACAUAUUUGAAGACAAGUGUGAACAGUAUAUGACGCUUUGAAGA
Molecule: messenger RNA, 2252 nt
Organism: Maniola jurtina (meadow brown)
Lineage: Eukaryota; Metazoa; Arthropoda; Insecta; Lepidoptera; Nymphalidae
Product: PR domain zinc finger protein 5-like
Exons: 5
Coding region: 283-2082 (599 amino acids)
Cellular component (GO): nucleus
Molecular function (GO): zinc ion binding
Source: RefSeq, a predicted model, not a curated record